AUGGCGUCCGCACUCCGGACGGCCCUUCCGCGCAGCCUCAGCAGAGCAACAACCACCGCUCGACCGAUCACAUUGGCCGCCGCCUCAUCACUAAGAAGACAUUACAGCAUCGCACCACCUCCUCCCGCAACGACCUUGCAAGCCCCCGACGCCGCCGACCCGCGCCUGAGCAAAAUCAACACCUCCACCCUCACCAUCACCAAAACUACAACGCCGAAAGCCAUCCUGCCGCACAAUGAGCUCGUCUUCGGCCGCAACUUCACCGACCACAUGCUGCUGCUUGAGUGGACUGCUGCUGACGGCUGGCUGGACCCGCGCAUCACUCCUUACCAGAAUCUCUCGCUAGACCCGGCGACUUGCGUGCUGCAUUAUGCCUUUGAGGCAUUUGAGGGUAUGAAGGCAUACAAGGAUCGCGCAGGCAAUGUGCGAUUGUUCAGGCCGGACAAGAACAUGGCGCGGAUGAACAAGAGUGCAGCGAGGAUUGCGCUGCCACGAUUCGAUGGAGAGGCAUUCAUCGAGUUGCUGAAGAAGUUUGUCAAGUUGGACGAGCGAUUCAUUCCUUCAGAACGUGGCUACAGUCUCUACAUCCGUCCCAACAUCAUCGGUACCCAGCGUACUCUCGGCGUCGGCCCACCCGGCAGCGCCAUGCUCUACGUCAUCGCCUCGCCCGUCGGACCAUACUACCCAACCGGCUUCAAAGCCAUCUCUCUCGAAGCCACCACCUACGCUGUGCGUGCCUGGCCCGGCGGUGUCGGCGCCAGCAAACUUGGCGCCAACUACGCCCCCUGUGUCGUCCCUCAGGUCCAGGCCGCAACCCGUGGCUUCCACCAAAACCUCUGGCUGUUCGAGGACAUCGACCCCGCAACCGGCAAGAAGGAGGACUUUGUCACCGAGGUCGGAACUAUGAACCUCUUCGCCGCAGUCGUCGGUCGCGACGGCCAGAAAGAACUCAUGACCGCACCACUAGACGGGACAAUCCUGGACGGUGUCACACGAGAUUCCGUGCUCGCGCUAGCCCGCGAGCGCCUCGCACCCCAAGGCUGGAAGAUUUCCGAGCGGAGAUUCGCCAUGCGGGAACUGGUCGAGGCUGCAGACGAAGGCCGCCUUUUGGAAGUUUUCGGCUCGGGAACCGCGGCGGUGGUCAGCCCUGUCCGCGCGAUCAGUUACCAGGGUAAAUUGGUGGAGUGUGGAUUGAAAGCCGAUCAGGAGGUGGGACCCAUCACAUUGCAGAUGAAGGAUUGGAUCGAGGGCAUUCAGUACGGUGAGGAGGAGGGACAUCCUUGGAGUGUAAAGGUUUGAACGAAGUGGGUGGCAUGAGUCUGUCGGAAUAAAUGACGCAGGGUGUAGGAAUGAUCUCGCGUCGAGGUGGUUUUCGGCGUGUAGGUGUGUGGAAUAGAUGUAUAGAAGUUUUGAAAUGCGGCCACAUGCGUCUUUCUACCGUACGUACGCGAGUAGAGAAGGAACGACUGCCGCUGAAGAGAUAUCCUCAAGUAGGCCUCGGUCCUAAUCCCACCCUUUCACUAAUAGAUCAUCGAGGUCGAUGGUCGGGAACAGCGGUUUCCACAGAUAUAAGGACGGAAACCCGACUAAGUCGUCCAAUGUUUGUCAGGAGUUCAUGCAUUAAGGGUGUGGCAGGUGGAAAGGAGAGGUUGAAUGCCAGCAGGUUUAGAAAUCGAAGAAAAACAAGCAGGUAGGUAUCAUAUCAUUAUAAAUUACAGAACUUC
Molecule: messenger RNA, 1724 nt
Organism: Dissoconium aciculare CBS 342.82
Lineage: Eukaryota; Fungi; Ascomycota; Dothideomycetes; Mycosphaerellales; Dissoconiaceae
Product: branched-chain amino acid aminotransferase II
Exons: 2
Coding region: 1-1299 (432 amino acids)
Biological process (GO): L-leucine biosynthetic process; L-valine biosynthetic process
Cellular component (GO): mitochondrion
Molecular function (GO): branched-chain-amino-acid:2-oxoglutarate transaminase activity
Source: RefSeq, a predicted model, not a curated record